UGCGUUGAAAUGACGUCCGCAGUUUAUUUAGAACACUAUUUAGACAGUCUUGAACAUUUACCCACGGAAUUACAACGCAAUUUUACUUUGAUGAGAGACUUAGACACAAGAGCCCAAGGAUUAAUGAAAAACCUUGACUCUAUUGCUGAUAACUUCCUGAGAAACCAAAAGACACUGACACCAGAGCAAAGAAAAGAGAAAUUAGAUAAAAUACAAGCACUAUUCAAUAAAGCUAAGGAAUAUGGUGAUGACAAGGUGCAGCUAGCAAUACAAACUUACGAACUAGUUGACAAACACAUUCGUAGAUUAGACAACGAUCUAGCAAGAUUUGAAUCAGAAAUUCAAGAUAAAGCUCUCAAUGCAAGAAACCAGGAGGAACCUACAGUUGGCAAAAGGGGUAGAAAGAAAUUUAAAGAUGGUAAAGUGGAGAAGAAAAAACGACCUGGGAAUUCCAGCGAGGAAGAUUCUACUGGUACAGUCAAGGGAAGUAAAAAGAAAAAGCAAAAAGGUGCUGGCGCAACUGGUGCCUCUGGAGCUAAGAUAGUCAGUGGUGCCAAAGCUGCUGCAGUUGCGGAAGCUGUAGCAGCAGUUUUACCUGGUUUAGCGGGAAUAGCACAUCCCAGUGAUGUUUUAGAUAUGCCUGUGGAUCCAAAUGAACCUACUUAUUGCCUUUGUCAUCAAGUUUCAUAUGGCGAAAUGAUUGGUUGUGAUAAUCCAGAUUGUCCUAUAGAGUGGUUCCAUUUCGCUUGUGUUGGCUUGACGACUAAGCCGAAGGGAAAGUGGUAUUGCCCAAAAUGUACUCAAGAUAGAAAGAAAAAAUAGUUAGUACUAGAAACAGAUAGAUGUCAUUCCAUUAUAAUUAAUUUACAUCUGUAACACAGGUUUCAUAGAUAUUUUUAAACGAGAUAAAAUAUAGUGGUUGUGAAGAUGCGACUGCUUCCACACCU
Diabrotica balteata is the source of this 947-nucleotide messenger RNA. The record is from the annotation of a GenBank genome assembly. Lineage: Eukaryota; Metazoa; Arthropoda; Insecta; Coleoptera; Chrysomelidae.